UUAUUUUACUAGGUGAUAUUCACUUUUACUUGAGUCUUUUUCUAUGAAGGUACCUUUACUUUUACUCAAGUAUGACAAAUGGGUACUUUUUCCACCACUGGUUCUGACUGUAACGAAUCUGUAAUUGAAUUAGCCAACAUAAGUGCCUCAAUAUUCCCCAAUUAAAUUGUUGAUGAAUAAAACCCCUUAGAAACAUAGAGUUACUCCAGUGAGAUUCCCAGGACUUUUGUGACUGCCCUCGUGUGUAGUCAAGGCUCAGGGCUCAUUUUUACUACCGACUGUAAUUGUAUGCGUCUAAUACACAGAAAAGAACAACAACACAAUUUCCCAGCUGAUUUUCUACUUCGUUAGCUGUACAAACAUUGCACAGCUUUUGAAAAUUACAUUUAUUGAAGUGUGUUUGAUUCAACAGAAUAACUUUGUUAGUUGUAUAUUCCAUGUAUACUUACAGACAGUAUAUGGUGCACAAUUUACAGGCUAAAGUUAUAAACAGGAGCCAUUUUGAGCCGUGCAUCCCUAUAAGUCAUUCUGGUCCAUGAUGUGAGUUAGAUACAGCACUUAAAAUAAUUGUUUGUAAAAUGUAUGUGCAAUGUUUUCUCAGCUCAUCUCUUGCAGCUAGCAAAUACUGUACAUACACAAUGCAAACAAGAGACUUCAUGGGUUCAUAAAAAACAUCUUUCAUCUCACAGAAUGACAUAUAUUUUCAUAUAUACCUCAAACAUCAUCACACUGUAAAAACGUCCCAUCAUAUAGUCUACAGUCAGUACAUGAGGAGGGUGUGUGUUAUUUAUCACAGUGAUCAUCCAUAAAGCAUUCUAACAUGUUGCUGAACAAGACUAGAGAACAGAUGGGAGAGAGAAGUCCCAGUCUGGUACUGUAGUGAUUGUUACUGAGUCUGUUCCUCCAAGAUUAAACUCACCACAUUCCUGCUCUGCAUGUCGCUGUGUUCCACUGACAGAUACCCCACUGAGCACAUCUCUAAUCACCUGCAACAACAUUCUAGACGUUUCUGGAAGUUUCUGUCUCUCUCUGUCUGUCCCCCUAUGUACAUAACUAACUACAUAACAAUGUCAAAGUGGAUUUGUAAAGUCAAAGUUGUCCAUGUUUACAAAGUUAUAAUAAACGGUCUACUAUGAUUCUUGGCAUGAUUGUCCUUGUUUCCAGAUACCUUCAUCCUGACCUGCCCACUCGCCUGCCCUCGACCCCUCACCUCCCUGUAACCAUGACGACCAAAACAACCAAUGUCCUGGACGGGAACAAGGUCUCCUCCUCCCCUCUCCUGUUGUCCACAUCAUCCCCGUCCUACCUGUCUUGCCAGCGCCUAGUGACCAAGGACGGUCACUGCGCCCUGCGGUCCUCCCCUCCCUCCCCUGGCCUGUGGCCCUCCUGGGCAUCUGCCUCUGCCUGGCUGCUAGCCCUACAGGAUCUGUGGGGGGCAGUGGUGUGCCUGCGCUGGCGCUGGGUCCUCUUGGCCUUCUGCACCUCCUUCGUGGCCCACUGGCUGCUGUUCGCCUGCCUGUGGUACCUACUGGCCCACCUCAAUGGAGACCUGGCGGUGGAGGACCACGACGCUCCUCCAGAGGGACACGUAGUGUGUGUCAAAUACAUCACCAGCUUCACCGCAGCCUUCUCUUUCUCCCUGGAGACCCAGCUGACCAUAGGGUACGGCACCAUGUUCCCCAGUGGGGACUGUCCCAGUGCUAUAGCCCUGCUGGCAGUUCAGAUGCUGCUGGGGCUCAUGCUGGAAGCUUUCAUCACAGGUGCGUUUGUGGCUAAGAUCGCCCGUCCCCAGAAGCGUGCGGGGGCCAUUCAGUUCAGCCCCCAGGCGUUGGUAAGUCAGCACCAGGGCCAGCCCUGCCUCAUGUUCCGGGCCACCAACCUUCUGCGACGCCCCCUGGUGGACGUGGAGGUCAGUGCCGUGCUGUACGAACAGAGAGACAACCAAGUCCUGCACCAGACCAACCUGGACUUCCAGCUGGACCGGCUGGGCCCACGCCCCUGCCCCUUCUUCAUCUUCCCCCUCACCUUCUACCACGUCCUGGACCGCCACAGCCCCCUUUACCCGGCCCUGCGUGAGGGCAGCGCCAGCCCUUUUGAGCUAGUGGUGUUUCUUUCCGCCUCCCAGGAGGGCACGGGUGACGCCUGCCAGAAGAGGACGUCCUACCUGCGCCAGGAGAUCCAGUUUGAGCGGCGCUUUGUGCCCGCUGUGGGGUUGGACAAGCAAGGCAGGUACCAGGUGAGCAGUCAGCACUUUGGCAUUGCCCACUGCAAUGAGCCUCUGGACAAGGAGUGUGUGGUGCAAAUCAACGGGGAUGGGAGUGACAGGAUGGAGUAAGGGUGGGGAAGGAGGAGGGUGGAAGGGAAGGAUGGGCAGGAAGAAAUGGAGAAUGAGGUAUGGGAGAAGGGGAAGAGGGUAAUAGGUGAGAGGAGUAAGGGACAGAGAGCAACGUGGGAUGGGUGGGUUCCGGGGUUUAGAAUAUCUAUAUAUAUAGUACCAGUCAAAAGGUUGGGCACACUUACUCAUUCAAGGGUUUUUCUUUAUUUGUACUAUUUUCUAUAUUGUAGAAUAAUAGUGAAGACAUCAAAACUAUGAAAUAACACAUGGAAUCAAAAUAUAUUUUAUAUUUGAGAUUCUUCAAAGUUUCACAGUCAGCAAAGAGAAAUGACAGUGCAUCAUUACUUUAAGACAAGUCAAUUCUGAAAAUGUCAAGAACUGUGAAGGUUUCAUCAAGUGCAGUCGCAAAAACCAUCAUGCGCUAUGAUGAAACUGGCUCACAUAAGGACCGUCACAGGAAAGGAAGACCCAGAGUUACCUCUGCUGCAGAGAAUACGUUCAUUAGAGUUAACAGCCUCAGAAAUUGCAGCACAAAUAAAUGCUUCACAGAGUUCAAGUAACAGACACAUCUCCAGAUCAACUGUUGAGAGACUGCGUGAAUCAGUCCUUCAUGGUCGAAUUGCUGCAAAGAAACCACUACUAAAGGACACCAAUAAUAAGAAGAGACAUGCUUGGGCCAAGAAAUACGAUCAAUAGACAUUAGACCGGUGGAAAUCUGUCCAAAUUUCAGAUUUAUGGUUCCAACCGCCGUGUCUUUGUGAGAUGCAGGUGAACGGAUGAUCUCUGCAUGUGAGGUAUGAUGGUGUGGAGGUGCUUUGCUGGUGACAGUGUCUGAGAUUCAUUUAGAAUUCAAGGCACACUUAACUAGCAUGGCCACUGCAGCAUUCUGCAGCGAUACGCCAUCCCAUCUGGUUUGCGCUUAGUGGGACUAUCAUUUGUUUUUCAACAGGACAAUGACCCAACACACCUACAGCCUGUGUAAAGGAUAUUUGACUAAGAAGGAGAGUGAUGGAGUGGUGCAUCAGAUGACCUGCCUUCCACAAUCACCCGACCUCAACCCAAUUGAGAUGGUUUGGGAUGAGUUGGACAGCAGACUGAAGGAAAAGCAGCCAACAAAGUGCUCAGCCUGUAUGGGAACUCCUUCAAGACAGUCUGAAAAGCAUUCCAAGUGAAGCUGGUUGAGAGAAUGCCAAGAAUGUGAAAAGCUGUCAUCAAUGCAAAGGGUGGGUACUUUGAAUAAUUUAAAAUAUAAAAUAUAUUUUGAUUUGUUUAAACACCUUUUUGGUGACAACAUGAUGUUAUUUCAUAGUUUUGAGUUCUUCCCGAUUGUUCUACAAUGUAGAAAUGUGUAAGAAAUGAAGAAAAACCCUUCAAUGGGUAGGUGUGUCCAAACUUUUAAUUGGUACUGUAUAGUAACACAGGGAUAGAGAUAGGGGCGGAAAAUUGUGGGUUAGGGGCAAAAUGGGAGGGACAGGUUUCUAUGGCUCUGCUACCUGGUUAAGCAACCAUCCAUAUCAAAGGGCAUUUAUCCAGUCGAUUGAAGAUCACUAAAUUGUAGAGCAUGUUCUAGUUACCUGUGAUCUCUAGAACCAACAGGCACAUUCACUGCCAUGAAGGAUGAUAUUCCACAAUCAAUAACACCGUGCUGCUAUGGAAUACACUCUGGCUGCAUUUACACAGGCAGCCCAAAUCUGAUAUUUUGUCCAAUUAUUGGCAAAAGAGCUUAUCUGAUUGGACAAAAUCCCAACUUGUGAUAAAAUAUAUAUAUAGUUUGGACACACCUACACAUUCAAUGGUAUUUCUUUAUUUUUACCAUUUUCUACAUUGUAAAAUAAUAGUGAAAAUAUUUUAUUUUAGAUUUGAGUGUGCAAAGCUUUCAUCAAGGCAAAGGGAGGCUACUUUGAAGAAUCUCAAAUGUAAAAUGUAUUUUGAUUUGUUUAACACUUUUUUGGUUACUACAGGAUUCCAAAUGUGUUAUUUCAUAGUUUUGAUGUCUUCACUCCCUUGAAUGAGUAAGUGUGUCCAAUCUUUUGACUGGUACAGUAUAUAUAUCAGAAUUUGACUGUCUGUGUAAACGCAGCCUCUGUAGUCUAGAGGAGCCUACUUUGAAAGGUGACAACUCAAUGUCUUCAAUCAUUUUAAACUGAGGUAUAUAAUAUUGAACUGUCAGAAAUUUCAGUCAUGCAUUAGAAAAUAUCAGUUGAUUUAACUGAAAAUAUAUUAGAUUACUGCCUUAAAUGUUUAUAAAAAAGUCUUCACUGAAAUCAGUGUGCCUAUUUACACCAAAUAUUAGCCAAAGAUUAAAUGUAAUAAUUUGUUAUACAUUGAUUACACAUGUUCAAUAUGUAAAAUGCUAUGACUCUAGAUUGAGCACUUUAGUGAUAGGUUAAAGGUUUGGAGAACGAUGUCAGUAGAUCAUCUUUACGUUUUCCCUUUGAAUUUCUGUAAAGACCAAAAUCACUAUUACAUCAUGCAUGUAUGCAUGAGUCAACAGCAAACCACAAAGAUUAAAAAGAAAAUGGAAAUAAUGUUAUGGGAAGCCCUGAUUUUCAGAGAUAAAAUCUUAUUGUAACAUAAUACAUGUUCCAAUGGCUUGUACAGUGUACAUUACAUGAAAUAAAAUAAUAUUUUCUGAACAAUUCAAA
Messenger RNA from Oncorhynchus nerka (sockeye salmon), 4980 nucleotides. Its product is annotated as inward rectifier potassium channel 13-like. Bases 1133 to 2335 code for a protein of 400 amino acids. The transcript is spliced from 3 exons. The record is from RefSeq and is a predicted model, not a curated record. Gene Ontology annotation, molecular function: inward rectifier potassium channel activity. NCBI's taxonomy places the organism in Eukaryota, Metazoa, Chordata, Actinopteri, Salmoniformes, Salmonidae. Gene Ontology annotation, biological process: regulation of monoatomic ion transmembrane transport; potassium ion import across plasma membrane. Gene Ontology annotation, cellular component: plasma membrane.